Molecule: messenger RNA, 1707 nt
Organism: Heterobasidion irregulare TC 32-1
Lineage: Eukaryota; Fungi; Basidiomycota; Agaricomycetes; Russulales; Bondarzewiaceae
Exons: 5
Coding region: 1-1707 (568 amino acids)
Source: RefSeq, a predicted model, not a curated record
AUGCGCGCUGCAGGUGCGCUCCUCCUCGUUUUGUGUUUCUCGCCCAGCGCGCACGGCCAGACAUGGUGCGGCAAGGUCUACAUGGCGAACGAGACCGUCGUGCCCCCCGGCAACCAAUUUAAAUACCCCGCCUCGUCCCCCACGCCCCUCCUCGCCCUCCGCUGCGCCCCCGCCCUCAUCCCCUACCUCCCCGAGGACGCCGCCGCGUCCCCCGCCAUCCUCGUCGACGCCCCCGUCCGCUACGCCGCCAUCGCCAACGCUAAGCCCAUAGCGACCGCCGCGGCCCUCACCCCAGGCACCGCCGGCCCCACGGACGCCCUCGCUGUGUCGCUCGCCAUCGACGGCAAGCCCGCCGCGCGGGGCCGCGUCCCGCUCAACGGCACCGCAGCGCUCCCGAUCGACCUCGCCGGGCUCGGGCUCGCGCCGCGCGCGGAGCCGUACGCGGUCACGUGCGUUGCGACGACGCCGGAGGGCGAGACGUUCACCGCGCGCACGGAGCUCGUGUACCUCCCCGCGCCGCGCGCGGACCAGGCGGGGGCGGUCACGAAGAGGGAUCUGCGCACGGGCGCGCUGCUGGCGCGGCCGGUGGGUGCGCGCGCGACGGGGGCCGCGUACGAGCCCGUGUUUCCGAUUGGGUUCUAUACGAACUUUGGGGGGUAUUUGGAUUCGAAUCUGACGCUGCUGGACGGGAUCAGGGACUUGGGGUUCAAUCUGGUCCAUCCCGUGCCGCCGUAUGACAACAUGACCGCGUUUGAUCUCGUCGCAAAGAGGAUGGAAGAGCUCGGGCUGUACCUGAUGUACGACAUGCGAUGGACAUACACGAACCUCUCCUCCGUCGCCACCCAAGUCGCACACGUCCAGCCGCGCUCCAACCUCCUGCUGUACUACACCGCGGACGAGCCCGACGGCACCUCGGACCCGUACAACGCGUCCACGGACUCGUACGCGCUUAUCCGCGCGCGCGACCCGUACCGCCCGACGUCGCUCGUGCUCAACUGCCAGGACUUCGGCUUCGCGGGGUACGCGCCGGGCGCGGACGUGCUCCUGCAAGACGUGUACGAGAUCGGGAACAACGUGACGUGGAGCAGCGAGUGGGACACGCCGUGCACGCGCGUGCGCGGCGACUGCGGGUGCGACAACUGUGCGGGCCGCUUUGAGGACAUCCGGGAGCGCGUCGUGGAGUUCAGGGCGCGGUUCGAGGUCGAGGGGUGGGAGCGCACGAAGCGCGUGUGGACAGUCCCGCAGGCGUUUGGGAACGGGCAGUACUGGAAGCGCAUCCCGACGGGCGCGGAGUGGCUCGUGGAGGCUAUCGUCGGUGUCAACGCCGGCGCGCGCGGCAUCGUGUCCUGGAACGACCCGACAACGGACGACAUCCGGGCCGCGGCGUCGCUGCUCGCGCUCGCGCUGCCGCGCAUGACGCCGUUCAUGUUCCCACCUCCGAUGUCUGCUUCGUCGGGGGUGGACUCGAAUUUUCAGCACGUGGUUACGGAGGACCGCGUCGACCUGGGCGUGUGGGCGGUCGGGGCCCGGCGGCUGGUGCUGGCGGCGAAUUUAGAGUAUGCGGGACGGAGCGCGGGCGUGCGCGAGGUGCUGGGGUCCGGAGUGGACGCUGGGAAGGUGGAGACGCUGUUCGAGGCGGGGGCCGGGGUGAGCGGAGGAGAGAUCGCGUUUGGGAGCGUCGCGUCCGGGGCGUGGAUCUUUGGGUAG